Molecule: messenger RNA, 1668 nt
Organism: Aspergillus nomiae NRRL 13137
Lineage: Eukaryota; Fungi; Ascomycota; Eurotiomycetes; Eurotiales; Aspergillaceae
Product: efflux pump antibiotic resistance protein
Exons: 3
Coding region: 1-1668 (555 amino acids)
Biological process (GO): transmembrane transport
Molecular function (GO): transmembrane transporter activity
Source: RefSeq, a predicted model, not a curated record
AUGACGGAUAAAUCUUCCAGCACCCUCUCUCCGCAGUCAUCCAGAAAGGAGGCAGCCCUCCAGAAGACAGCUCCAGACACUCCCCGGCCUCGGGAUCAGAUCCCUGAUUGGAAAUGGAAAGGGAGUCUCGGCGUUGUCAUGCUAACAACGGUAAUCAAUGGAUACGAUGUGAGUAACGUGGCCAACAUCCAGCCGCGACUGUACGAGGCAUUCGGUAACAUUGAGCUUCUCCCGUGGAUCGGCCUUUCUUUCAGCUUAGCCGUCUUUGCCUUAUUAUCCUUUUCUCGGAAGAUCCUGUACUGUUUCGACAUGCAAUGGAUCUAUAUUGUUAGUAUUGUUGUCUUCAUGGCCGGGGCUGCGGUGGCGGGAGCGGCCCAUAAUCUAUCCUCUGUUAUUGUGGGUCGGACAAUCAUGGGGGUGGGUGGUUCUGUGAUCUAUCAAUCCAAUCUGACCUUCGUCGCUGUGUUCGCCACUCCAGCCGAGACACCCCGUCUCUUCGGACUCCUGGGUGCAUUAUGGGCUGUAGGCCUCGUCAUCGGCGGGCCGAUCGGGUCAGCUCUGGCCACCAACAGCAGCACAACCUGGCGAUGGGCUUUUUACAUGAAUCUGCCAUGGGCUGGUCUUGGCCUCAUUAUAACCUUUAUCUGUAUGCCUAGCAAAUACCUCGGACCUGACAUUCCCGUAUGGUCUCGCCUUGCGCGAAUCGACCCUAUUGGCAUUAGCAUGAACAUGGCCGCGCCCGUUCUGUUUGCCCUGGCCUUGGAGUUCUCCGGUCCCGUCUGGGCCUGGGGCUCUGCUGCAUCUAUCGCCGUAUGGGUAGUCUUCGGCGUGGUGAUGAUCGGGUGGAUUGUCCAACAGUAUUGGUGCAUCGGCACAACUCCCGACCAACGUGCCAUUCCAGUGCACCUGCUCAGUCGCCUUGAUUUACUUCCCCUGUGGAUCGCGUCCGGAUGCGCAGGGGCAUCGUACGCCGUGACACUGUACUACACUCCGCUCUUCUUCGCCUUCGCCCGCGGCCACAGUGCUUUACAACAAACCGUCCGUCUUCUCCCAUUCGUCCUAGUCUUCAUUGCAGUAGUUAUGCUCGUUGGCGCGCUCCUGCCGGUCUUCGGCCGCUACAACAUCAUCUACAUCAUCGCAGGGACAGUGACCAUUGCCGGAGGCGCAGCGAUGGCCGCAACACUCAGCCCCAAUGUUCCAGAAUCACAGGUGCUAGGUCUAGAAGCUCUCAUUGGAGUUGGACUGGGAUGUUCAUACCAGCACGGCGUCGGCGUCUCCAACGUCAUCAACAAAGACCUGCGCAAUAAGGUGGACAGUGUGGUCUUGUUCAACCUGUCGCAGAUGGGCGGCAUUACUAUCAUUCUUUCCGUAGCCGGCUCGAUCUUCCAGAAUGUGGGAUUCAAUCUUUUGACAGAUGCCGUUGGGGGUAAUGGGUAUUCCGAAGAGGAUCUGCGAGAGGCCUUGGCUGGUGUGUCGUCUGCGGUGUGGGAAUCUGAAGAUCCGGCGGUGCUUGCGCGUGGGGUUGAGGCUGUUGCGGAUGUGCUUGCUAGGGAGUUCUAUUUGGUUGUUGCUGGUGGGGCACUUUGUUUGGCAUGCGGGUUGGCGAUGAGGUGGGAGAAGUUGGAUUAUGGGAAGGGGAAGGGGAAGGGAACGGGAUCUGAUGCUUGA